Messenger RNA from Rhineura floridana, 3290 nucleotides. RefSeq names its product adducin 2 (gene ADD2). Gene Ontology annotation, biological process: barbed-end actin filament capping. Gene Ontology annotation, molecular function: actin filament binding. Bases 280 to 2454 code for a protein of 724 amino acids. Gene Ontology annotation, cellular component: cytoskeleton; postsynaptic density; plasma membrane. The transcript is spliced from 15 exons. NCBI's taxonomy places the organism in Eukaryota, Metazoa, Chordata, Lepidosauria, Squamata, Rhineuridae. The record is from RefSeq and is a predicted model, not a curated record.
GGCUGGAUCUCCCCCCGCGCCGGGCGACUCGCUCCCGGGCGCCUUCCUUUCGCGGCGGGCGUGCGGAGCAGCGGCGGGGCAGAGGCGUGGUCAAGGGGCUGCCGGAGCAACGCUGGCAAAUCGGGAUGCUGCAGGAUGGGCGGCCGAGGCCCCGUCGCCGUGCGCCUUUGAGCGGGCGCGGAGAGGAGAGCGCCGGGCACCGCGCCGCAGAGGCAGGCAGGCAGCCCGCGCCGGGAAGAUGCUGUGAGCGGUCCCCAAAAGUAGACUAGAGAGUCCAAAAUGAGCAGCGAAACCAUCCCUGAGGAAGUCUCCUCCCUACCCACCCAAAGCCAGCAUUACUUUGACAGGUUCUCAGAAGAUGACCCAGAGUACCUGCGCAUCAGAAACAUGGCUGCAGAUCUGCGCCAGGACUUCAACCUGAUGGAACAGAAGAAAAGGGUCACCAUGAUUCUGCAAAGCCCUUCUUUUCGGGAGGAGCUGGAGAACCUCAUCCAAGAGCAAAAGAAGAAAGGAAAUAAUUCCAGCAUCUGGGCCCUUCGGCAGAUUGCAGACUUCAUGGCAAGCACUGCUCCGUCUGUCUUCCCAACAUCUCCCUUGAGCCUCUCCACGGUGACACCCAUCAAUGACCUCCAAGGCACUGACCCCGCAUUGCUUGUCAAAGGGGAGAGGCUCAUGCGCUGCAAAGUCAGCAGUGUCUAUCGGCUGUUGGACCUCUAUGGGUGGGCUCAGCUCAGCAGCACCUGUGUCACGUUGAGAGUCAGCAAAGAGCAGGACCACUUCCUGAUUUGUCCUGUGGGCCUUUCAUGUCACGAAGUUACAGCUUCUAGCUUGGUGAAAGUGAAUGUCCUGGGGGAAGUGGUAGAGCAAGGCAGCACCAGCUUUCCAGUGGACACCUGUGGAUUCAGCCUGCACUCUGCCAUCUAUGCAGCUAGACCCGACGUGAGAUGCAUCAUCCAUUUGCACACACCAGCGACUGCCGCAGUGUCUGCAAUGAAGCACGGCCUCUUGCCCAUUUCCCAUGAUGCACUGCUGGCAGGGGACAUGGUGUACUUUGACUUUAAUGGUGAGAUGGAAGAAGAAGCAGACAGAAUUGAGUUGCAGAAGUGUCUUGGACCCACGUGCAAGGUUCUAGUGUUGCGGAAUCACGGUUUGGUGGCUCUUGGAGACACAGUAGAAGAAGCCUUCUACAAGCUCUUCCAUUUGCAGGCUGCCUGUGAAGUGCAGGUCUCAGCCUUGUCUAGUGCUGGUGGAGCGGAAAAUCUGAUAGUGCUGGAGCGAGAGAAACACCGACCCCAUGACGUUGGCUCCAUCCGAUGGGCGGGCAGCACCUUUGGACCCAUGCAGAAGAGCCGCCUGGGAGAACAUGAGUUUGAGGCUCUGAUGAGGAUGCUUGACAACCUAGGCUACCGGACAGGCUAUGCAUACCGUCAUCCUUUUGUCCAGGAGAAAACCAAGCAUAAGAGCGAAGUGGAGAUCCCAGCCACUGUCACGGCCUUUGUGUUUGAAGAGGAGGUGGCCCCCAUCUCAACACUCCGUCAACAUGCCCAGAAGCAACAGAAGGAAAAGACGCGUUGGCUAAACACACCAAACACCUACCUGCGGGUGAACGUAACUGAGGAAAGCCAAGGAACUGCAGGCAGCCAGAGAACCAAAACCACAUGGAUGAAGGCUGAUGAGGUAGAGAAAUCCAGCAGCGGAAUGCCAAUCCGAAUUGAAAACCCAAACCAAUUUGUGCCUCUCUAUACAGACCCACAAGAAGUUCUGGAAAUGAGGAAUAAGAUUCGAGAACAAAACCGCCAGGAUGUGAAAUCCGCAGGACCCCAGUCUCAGUUGCUUGCCAGCGUGAUCGCAGAGAAAAGCAGGAGCCCGUCUACUGAGAGUCAGUUGGCAGAUGGAAAGAUGGUAGACGAAUCCCACAAGGAGGUUCCUCCAGAGCCGGAGCCACCCAACCCCUUCAGCCAGCUGACAGACCAAGAGCUGGAGGAGUACAAGAAAGAAGUGGAGAGGAAGAAACUGGGGCUUGACGGUGAGAAGGACACUGGCCUUGAGGAAGAGAUGACUUCCCCUUUGGAAUCUACUGUUGAUCCCACAGCACAGAGCCCAACAAAACCUCCACUAAAAAGCCCACCCCUUUCACCCUCCAAGUCUUCAGAAGGUGGGAAGAAGGCCGUUAGUGGCCAGGUACCUGCUGAAGCUGACCAGAAGGCAGAUCCAGAAACAGUGGUGGUGAACGGAAAAGAUGGCGAUCAAGACGUAGAGGAACUCAGCAAAGGGAUUAGCCAGAUGACCACCAGUGAAGACACUGACGCCCCUAAGGACAAAACUGAGUUGGUCACCAGCGGGCCGGUGUCUCCAGAAGGCUCACCGUCCAAGUCUCCUUCCAAGAAGAAGAAGAAAUUCCGGGCCCCAUCCUUUCUGAAAAAGAGCAAAAAGAAAGAGAAGAUAGAGUCUUGAGGUCCCUUCUUGCCUCUUCUCCCCACUGCUGCGCCUCUUCCUCCUCCUCCUCUUUCCUUCCACUGCUCCCUCUGCUCGUGCCACAACAGGGGAAGCUUCUCCUUACAAUGGCAUCUCUUUGGACAGCAACAAAGAGAGGCUGAGGGCCCCAGAAUGGUUUUUUUCCCCUUGUGGAAUUUGCUUGAGAAGAUGAGGAAUGCUUUCUGGGAAUUUGCAAGAUAACCCUCUUCCCUGAACCUGCCACUAAUUCCCAUCAAUCCAAGGAUAUAGCCCAGCCGGCGAAAUAUAUUUUACCAUGUUAAAUGUUCCAUAUGGGCAGAGAAGUUGGUGCGCAUCACUUCCUGUCUGCCCCUUCCAAGGAGCCGCAGCGCGAAGGUCGCAAGCCGGUUCCGGCCCAUGCUUGAGAGUUUCCUGUGGACUGCUUUGUAGUGCACAGGGGUCACUUUUAGAAACAAUGUUGUGCACUGGAUGAGUGCAGAUCCCCUGCUGAAGCAGAAAGGGGGACUGGUCUGGCUUUUUGAUGCUUGAUAAAUUGCAUGAUUAAUCUCUGAUGGAAAUUUUUCUCAAUCUCAAAGCAGACAGGCUGUUCCCGCUGCAGAGUAGCUCUUGGAGAAGCUGUGAGAUUUCUUGGGCGCAUACCUGACACAAGGACCAAUCAAGCACCAUGAAGCUCCUUUCCUUAGAAAAGAAUGACCGUAAAUGUCUUUGGGUAGAUGGGUGUUGUAAUAUAAGGACCGGCUCCUCCUCUGUCAGUGGAUCACUAUACCCACAGCCCUACCAGGUGGAGCGAGAUUUGAGUGGACCCACUAGGGUGGCAAAGGGGAAGUGAACACAUC